This is a messenger RNA of Salvia miltiorrhiza (redroot sage), 2477 nucleotides long. RefSeq names its product probable CoA ligase CCL12. The record is from RefSeq and is a predicted model, not a curated record. The transcript is spliced from 14 exons. NCBI's taxonomy places the organism in Eukaryota, Viridiplantae, Streptophyta, Magnoliopsida, Lamiales, Lamiaceae. The coding region runs from base 164 to 2347 and encodes 727 amino acids.
UUACCUAACACUACUUCCCUACUGAAAAUCAGAGGCCUAAACAAAAUUAUACUCCAUAAAUGCAUAAGACUUGAGAGAAGAAAGUCGUUAUGAUUGAUUAGUUAAUCAAAUGAGUAAUAUUUUUUUAUAUUUCUACUUGUAAUUGGUAGAGAGAGAGAGAGAGAUGGGUAAGAGGUAUAGGGAGGUGGGAGUGGAGGAUUUGGUGGGAAGUGGGAUUCCAGUUGAAGAAGCGAAAGAUUUGGAAAGAGAGCUUCAAAAUGUAAGCAGAAAUGGCGGUGGAGCAGAAGAGUUGUGGGGCCGGAUUACGGCGCCCAAGCUGUUGAAGCCAUGGCACCCGCAUGCCCUGCAUCAGCUCAUCUACUACUCUAUCUACCGCGAUCGCCAUCACGAUCACUCCAUCCACGCCCCUCCCCUCUAUUGGUUUCCUUCUCUAUCUCAGGCAAAAUGUACCAACUUGGGGCGUCUUAUGGAAUCUCAUGGUCCACGGGCAUUAGGGAAAUUAUACAAGGACCCGAUCACGAGUUUCAGAAGUUUCCAUCAGUUCUCGGUGCAACAUCCUGAGAUAUAUUGGCAAUUUGUACUCGAUGAGCUGUCUGUUCAAUUUACUGUGCCACCAAAAUGUAUUCUUGAUUUGUCCGACAAAGCUAAGCAUGGCGGGACGUGGCUGCCUGGUGCAGUGCUCAAUAUAGCUGACUGCUGUCUGCAACCAAGCAGUUAUCACAAGAAGCAUGAUGACAGCUUAGCAAUUGUGUGGAGGCAAGAAGGCUGUGAUGAUCAUGAUGUCGAAAGAAUGACACUAAAGGAGCUCCGCGAACAAGUGAUGUUGGUAGCAAAUGCACUGGACUUAGAAUUCUGCAAGGGAGAUGCUAUUGCCAUUGACAUGCCCAUGACCAACAUUGCAGUCAUUAUAUAUCUAGCAGUUAUACUUGCUGGACUAGUCGUCGUAUCAAUUGCCGACAGCUUUGCACCUAAGGAAAUUGCAACACGCUUACGUGUGUCAAAGGCAAAGGCAGUUUUCACUCAGGAUUUCAUCUUACGAGGAGGACGGAGGUUUCCUUUAUACAGUCGUGUAGUAGAGGCCGGCCCAGAAAGAGUGAUCGUCAUCCCUGCUUCUGGACAAGAUAUAGGCGUUCAAUUGAGAAACCAAGACUCGUCGUGGGAAACUUUUCUUUCAAGUGCAUACGCCCUACCAAGAUGGAACUAUUAUAAACCGGUUUACCAAUCCAUCGAUGCUGUAACCAAUAUCCUAUUUUCAUCAGGCACCACAGGGGAGCCGAAAGCCAUACCAUGGACUCAUCUUUCUCCAAUUCGUUGCGCUGCUGAUUCAUGGACACAUCUCGACCUUCAAAGUGGAGAUAUUGUUUGUUGGCCAACAAAUCUAGGAUGGGUUAUGGGUCCUAUUUUACUCUUUUCAUGCUUUCUAUCUGGUGCAGCUCUAGCUCUCUAUCAUGGUUCUCCUUUGGGCCGUGGUUUCGGAAAAUUUGUCCAGGAUGCUGGAGUAACUAUUUUAGGAACUGUUCCCAGCUUAGUAAAGACAUGGAAGAAUACACAUUGUAUGGAAGGUCUAGAUUGGACAAAGAUGAAGUCAUUUAGUUCCACCGGAGAAACCUCCAGCGUUGAUGAUGACCUGUGGCUCUCCUCGAGGGCGUUUUACAAGCCCAUUAUCGAAUGUUGUGGAGGCACGGAGCUUGCGUCGUGCUAUAUCUACGGAAACCUCGUGCAACCCCAGGCCUUUGGAGCGUUUAGCUCGGCUGCAAUGGGUGGUGGAUUUGUCAUAUUGGAUGAAAAUGGAAUCCCCUUUCCCGACGAUGAACCUUGUGUGGGCGAAGUGGGCAUAUUUCCUCUUCACAUGGGUGCUACUGAUAGACUGCUGAAUGCUGAUCAUGAAGAGGUCUACUUCAAGGGUAUGCCUAUGUACAAAGGAAGGCAACUUAGGAGACAUGGUGACGUCUUGAAGAGAAGCGUUGGCGGAUACUACAUGGUGCAGGGAAGAGCGGACGACACCAUGAACCUCGGAGGCAUUAAGACGAGUUCAGUUGAGAUCGAGCGCAUCUGCAACAACGCUGACGAAGGCGUGGUGGAAACGGCUGCGGUGAGCGUUGCGCCACCAAAUGGGGGGCCCGAGCAGUUGUCCAUUUUUGUGGUGCUCAAGAAUGGUUUCGACAUCGAACCAGACGAGCUGAGGUUGAAAUUCUCGAAGGCUAUUCAGACCAAUCUCAACCCUUUGUUUAAGGUGAGCUUCGUGAAGAUCAUGCCGGAAUUUCCUCGUACGGCGUCGAAUAAACUGCUGCGGCGAGUGUUGAGGGACCAACUAAAGAAGGAGCUUCUGCUGCAGAGUAGAAUUUAAUCUCUCUCUCUCUCUCUGUAGUGUGUACUAGUAUUUCUUAAGAUGUUGAAUGGAAUAAAUAAUUGGUAACUCCUAUUGCGAGUAAUAUAGCUUCAGUUUAUCAAUACAUACCAUUAUUUUUAGAGAAAAA